AUGGAAGCAUCAAGGCAGCAUCAUCGAUCCUUGGCCAGCAGCGACUGGUGCUUGGAUAUUGACGCGCCCAACUUGGCGUUUAAUUGUUACACGCCUCCCGAUGAGCCCGUAGAUGUCUACCGGCCCAAGAACUGUGACACUGAAUAUGGACCAUUCGUCGUUCAAGGUGGUGAUUGUUCCACCCAUACCGGUAGUAGUGCUGAUCAAGGCAUUAAGAAUGAUGAGGAGAAAGCAACGGUACUCCAGCAAGACAACCCCAAGCAAUCCGUAACUAUCGCACAGGACCACUCCAACAGUUAUACCGGCAACACAGAGGAGGUGCUUCACGCCUAG
Molecule: messenger RNA, 333 nt
Organism: Seminavis robusta
Lineage: Eukaryota; Bacillariophyta; Bacillariophyceae; Naviculales; Naviculaceae
Source: the annotation of a GenBank genome assembly